Molecule: messenger RNA, 2482 nt
Organism: Gekko japonicus
Lineage: Eukaryota; Metazoa; Chordata; Lepidosauria; Squamata; Gekkonidae
Gene: PAMR1
Product: peptidase domain containing associated with muscle regeneration 1
Exons: 12
Coding region: 16-2109 (697 amino acids)
Biological process (GO): proteolysis
Molecular function (GO): calcium ion binding; serine-type endopeptidase activity
Source: RefSeq, a predicted model, not a curated record
GCUGAAUGGAAUAUCAUGUGUCGGGAAUGUUGUGAGUAUGAUCAGAUCAAGUGUGUCUGUCCUGGACGGAAAGAAGUUGUGGGUUACACCAUUCCCUGCUGCAGGAAUGAGGACAACGAAUGUGACUCCUGCCUCAUCCACCCAGGCUGCAUGAUUUUUGAAAACUGCAAGUCUUGCCGCAAUGGCUCCUGGGGGGGAACACUAGACAACUUCUACAUCAAGGGCACUUACUGUGCAGAAUGCAGGGCCGGCUGGUAUGGCGGGGACUGCAUGAGAUGUGGGCAGGUUCUUCAGGCAUCAAAGGGGCAGAUUUUGUUGGAGAGCUAUCCCCUGAAUGCUCACUGUGAAUGGACUAUACAUUCCAAGCCUGGCUAUGUUGUUGAGUUAAGAUUUGCCAUGCUGAGUCUGGAGUUUGACUAUAUGUGCCAGUAUGAUUAUGUGGAGAUCCGAGAUGGGGACAGUGUCGAUAACAGGAUAAUUAAGCGUUUCUGUGGGAAUGACAGGCCUCCUCCAAUCCGAAGCACAGGGCCCUCACUCCACAUACUUUUUCAUUCAGAUGGGUCAAAGAAUUUUGAUGGGUUUCAUGCCAUCUUUGAAGAAAUUACAGCUUGCUCUUCAUCUCCAUGUUUUCAUGACGGAACCUGUGUUCUAGAUAAAGUUGGUGGCUACAGGUGUGCUUGUCUGGCUGGUUAUACUGGGAACCGCUGUGAAAGCUUAAUAUAUGCAGGGAAGACAUAUGUAGCAAGUUCAAAUGCAAACCUUUCAGUUAUAGAAGACAGAAACUGCUCCUAUCCUGGUGCUCCACUCAAUGGGUAUACAAAAGUGGUGGAAGAUGGUUCUCUGAUGAACAGCCGUUAUGCAAAAAUUGGAACGAUCAUUGCAUUCUUUUGUAAUAAUUCCUAUAUUCUCAGUGGUAACGAGCAAAGGAUCUGUCAAGAGAACGGAGAAUGGUCAGGGAAACAACCAAUCUGCAUUAAAGCUUGCAGAGAGCCAAAGAUCUCUGACCUGGUGAGGCAGAAAGUACUCCCAAUGCAGGUUCAGUCAAGAGAGACUCCUUUGCAUCGGCUCUAUUCAUCUGCAUUUAGCAAGCAUAAACUGGAUAUAUAUCCAACCAAAAAGCCAUCACUGCCAUUUGGUGAGCUACCACCAGGCUUCCAGCAUCUUCACACACAGCUUCAGUAUGACUGCAUUUCCCCCUUCUACCGUCGCCUGGGAAGUAGCAGGAGAACCUGUCUUAAAACAGGAAAAUGGAGUGGGCGGGCGCCUUCAUGCAUUCCAAUUUGUGGGAAGUUAGAAAACACCACUCUUCAAAAGGCAUCCACUCUCAGAUGGCCAUGGCAAGCAGCCAUCUAUAGGAAAGCCAACGGGGUGAAGACCCCCAGUCACCAAAAGGGAGCAUGGAUACUGAUCUGCAGUGGCGCCUUGCUGAAUGAACGCACAGUAGUGGUGGCAUCUCACUGCGUUACCAAUUUGGGGAAGGUCACAGUUCUAAAAACAGCGGAUCUCAAAGUAGUCCUUGGCAAGUUUUACAGAGAUGAUGACAGAGAUGAAAAGACGAUACAGAACUUACGGAUUUCAGCCAUUAUAGUGCAUCCUAACUAUGACCCUAUAUUGCUCGAUUCUGACAUUGCUAUCAUAAAACUUCUGGACAAAGCCAAAAUCAGCAGCCGAGUCCAACCAAUAUGCCUGGCAUCAAUGCGUGAUAUUGACCCGCCUGCAGAUGACUUCCAAAUAGUGGUCACUGGUUGGAAGAUCCUGACAGAUAUUGCAGAUCCCAACUACAAGAAUGACACAAUCCGCAUGGGAACUGUUCAGACUGUGGACUCACUGGUUUGUGAGCAGCAGUAUGAGGAAAAUGGAAUCCAGGUCAGCGUCACCGAGAGUAUGUUUUGUGCCAAACAACAGCCAGCUGCCUUUUCUAAUAUCUGUCCUUCUGAGACAGGAGGGAUUGCAGCAAUACCUUUACCAGGAAAGUUAUCUCCAGAGUUGACUUGGCAUCUCAUGGGCCUGGUGAGCUGGGGCUAUGAUAAAACAUGCAGUCUAGAACUCUACACUGGCUACACCCGAGUAAUCCCUUUCAAAGACUGGAUUGAGAAGAACAUGAAAUGAAAAGCUGGGUACAAAAAUGGCUUUUAAAAAUAUUAAAUAUAUUCAUUUCUCUCACAGUCUCUGAUGCUCUAGGUUUCCUAUCCCACUGACUGAAUAUGUCUGGGAUGAGGCUAAAGCAGGUCCUGGAGUCUUAUUCAAUGAGAACAGCUCAUCUGUACCAGAGACUCUUGAGUGUGGCAGAUGGACUGACGUCUCAGCUAUCCCAUUCUCCUGGUGGGAAUACGGUGCUUGGAUGGUGGUCUGUAAUUCCAAAAACACAAUGAUCAGAAGUAGCUGUAUUCAGUUUGCAUGUAACCAUCACCUGGAUAAAACAAUUGGAACAAUUUUUUUAAAAAAUCAAAGUCUGAGAUAAUUAGGAGGCUGGAAAGAGAUA